This is a messenger RNA of Racocetra fulgida, 341 nucleotides long. NCBI's taxonomy places the organism in Eukaryota, Fungi, Glomeromycota, Glomeromycetes, Diversisporales, Gigasporaceae. The record is from the annotation of a GenBank genome assembly.
AGCAAAAUAUUUUCAAUACCUCAUGUAUAGUGACUUUGAGGAAGAUCCGAUAGAUACGCUUAAUUGGUCGGAUUUUCUUCCAUAUCAUCCAAUAUUUCAUACAAAUGAAGUAGAACAGUUGGAAAAUGGCUGUCAAGAUGAUAUUGACGAUGGAGAAUAUUUACCUGAAUGGAUUAAUAAUGUUAAAUAUGUAACUCUCGAUACACCUUAUAUAACAUAUAAUAUAAGAUCAAUUACUGUCAAUUUCAAAGAAAAAGGAACUUUAAUUGCUGUUGCCGGUGAUUAUGAAGUUUCUGUGGUAGUCAUGCCAAAAUCUACUUCUGUUUCAACAUGUGAGAGAA